AUGUUAUCUCUAGAACAAAUCGAAAAAUCCAUUUUAUUUAUGGAUGAGACUUAUGAUGCCAAUUUUGGCGAAUGGAUUAGGAAUGAAGAUAAUUGUAGGAUAAUAGCUUAUAAUAUGAAAAAGUACAUUGAUAAAUAUUCUGUAUCGAAUAUGAUUGUAGUAAUAAAAUGGAUUGUUAAAGAUUGGACACUAAAAUCAAUAAUAAUUUUUACAAAAAAAAUGUUAUUUGAAGAUAUAAAAAAUUUUAUAUUUAAAGAGUCAGAUUUAGAAAGAAAAAAAUUUCAUAAUAGAAUUAAAAUUGUAAGUGGUCUUAUUUAUACAUGGAAUUCUUUAUUUAUUUCUGAAUUUAUAAUAGCUACUACUAAAAUUUUUAGCAUUGAAGAAAAAUCUUAUUUAUUAAAAAUGAUGUUAGAAAGUUUUGACCAAAAAAAGUUUAGUGAAAUUAUGGAGCAUUUAGAUAAUAAAAUGGAAUUUAGUGUUAAAAGUGAAUUAUCUAAUAUUUGUGGUACUAAAAAAAGAAGACCAAAAAGAUCUAGAAGUAUAAUAGAAGCUUAUAAUGUAUCUUAA
Vairimorpha ceranae is the source of this 567-nucleotide messenger RNA. Its product is annotated as protein with wd40 repeat. The transcript has a single exon. NCBI's taxonomy places the organism in Eukaryota, Fungi, Microsporidia, Nosematidae. Bases 1 to 567 code for a protein of 188 amino acids. The record is from RefSeq and is a predicted model, not a curated record.